AUGGAGAAGCUCGGGCUUGGAGAAAAGAAGACCUCCACGAGUUGGGAGAUGGCCGAGAGUGGGGAGUGGGUCAAGGAGUGCUCGACAGGUGCUUAUUUUGGGGAAAAGGCUGUGUUGCAUGAUGGAGUGUCCAUGGUGGCAACGCUGCUGGCAUUGGAGGUGUCGACAUUGGCGAUUCUGGACCGGCCUGACUACCAACAUAUCAAAGCCCAUGGCUUUGACGGUGAACUGAAAAAGAAGGUAGAUGUACUUUCCAGCAUGGGGAUCAUUCAGUCAGUGGUAACCAAAACAGAUCUCCGCUCGUUCGCCUAUGUGGUGAGGCUAGAGAAGAAGUCGCCAAAGUGCAGGUUGUGCGAGGAGGGGAAGGUCGCCACCACGCUCAGCAUCAUCAUUGAAGGCACAUGCAAGGUUACCAAAAAGAUGACACGCCCCAUUCCCAUGGUCUCAGUGCCUCGCGAGCUUGUGCCAGGAGUCGAUCCUUUCUAUGGGACAGAAGGCCUGCGGAGCAGGCACCACAGACCUGUGAGAUCCAAAUCUGCCAGAGUCAUGGACGUUGCCGUCCUCGGCAAGGGAGAUCUGUGUGGAGAGGUGGGCCACAGUGUGCCUCGAUAG
Messenger RNA from Ostreobium quekettii, 612 nucleotides. The record is from the annotation of a GenBank genome assembly. Lineage: Eukaryota; Viridiplantae; Chlorophyta; Ulvophyceae; Bryopsidales; Ostreobiaceae.